AUGUCGAGCCCAGAAGAGCACCUGCCGCUCUACGCAGUGGCCGCUCUCGUGCUGUACCUAUCGCUCCGUCUGUUCCUGCCCCAGGUAGACCGCACACUCGCCAAGCUUUGGCCUUCGCUCGUCGUCCUCUUUGCCUACUACCGCUACAGUCUCGCCCUAACCGCGCCCGCGUCUUCGUGGUUGCUUCAGUCCUGGACCGCGGCCCAGCGCCACGCGCCUGUCGCUGAAGCCGUGUGCAGCGACUCGCUCCUCUUCAUCUUGCUGGUGUCUGUCCUUUCUGAGGUCAUGGACACGGCACGCCGCGUCCGCUACGUGUCUCGCAAACACUUGCUCAAUGUCGUGGGUGGAUUCGUACUUAGUGCGAUGAAACAGCUCCCGUUCGUGUCGACGAAAGUGGCGCGCGAGAUGAAAAAGUUUGAAGACGACGUCGAGCGAUUGGUCAAAAAGAACGAUCGACUGGCCAAUAAGAUGGCGAAGCUCUAUGCUUUGCCACAAAAGGGGAUGGACGACGCCAAAUUGCUGACGCUCAUGACGGAGCUGGCUGGCAAUGAUGACGACAAGUGGCGAGACGGACUUGUGUCGGGUGCUGUUUAUCACGGCGAGAAGGAGCACUUGGACGUGCUGAAUCAAGCCUACGCGCUUUUUGCCGUGUCCAACCCAUUGCAUGGCGAUUUGUGGCCAGCUGUGACCAAGUUUGAGGCGGAGGUGAUUGCCAUGACUGCAGGACUGAUGAACGGCGGCCACGGGGACGUGUGUGGCUCGUUGAGCUCGGGUGGCACGGAGAGCAUCUUUCUUGCGACCAAGACUCAUCGCGAAUGGUACCGCCAUAAACACGGGAUUACGAAGCCGGAGAUCAUUGCUUGCGUGACUGCUCAUGCGGCAAUUGACAAGGCGUGUGAGAUCUUGGGCAUCAAGCUGAUCAACGUGCCGAUGGACCCCCAGACGCUCAAGAUGGACGUCAAUGCAGUGCGCUGGAGCAUGUCGGCCAACACAAUUUUGCUGUAUAGCAGUGCACCCAAUUUCCCGCAUGGAAUCAUCGAUGAUAUUGAAGCACUGUCGAAACUUGCUGUUCAGCACGACGUUGGGCUUCACGUGGACUGUUGUCUUGGUGGGUUCGUGCUACCCUUUGCUCGUCAACUGCGGCAGGAUAUUCCUGAGUUCGACUUUUCGCUGCCGGGCGUUACUAGCAUGUCGUGCGACACCCACAAGUAUGGCUACGGCUCGAAAGGAACGUCAGUUGUGCUUUACAAGAACGCAGACAUUCGUCGAUUCCAAUACUUUGCCUACCCAGACUGGACGGGUGGACUUUACGCAACGCCGACUCUUGCAGGCAGCCGUUCUGGAGCACUGAGUGCUACAGCUUGGGCUGCGAUGCUGCGUCUUGGACAUGAAGGUUAUAUGGAAAAGACGAAGGGCAUUUUGGACACGGUUGACGAGAUUAAGGCGGGCAUUCAGCGUAUUGAUGGCAUUCACCUUCUUGGCGACCCGAAGGCGAUGGUGGUGUGUUUUGCUGGUGACACUGGUGUCAGUGCGCUCAAGGUCAGUGACGCUAUGGCCAAGCACGGGUGGAGUCUCAAUCCGCUGCAGCAUCCGACAUCAGUGCACUUGUGCGUUACCGUUCGCCAAAUUGGUAAGGCGAAGAAGUUCUUGGACGCGCUUGAAGAAGCCGUGAUUGAAGUGAAGAAGGACCCCAAUCCAUCUCCAGAGGGCGGCAGUGCUAUCUACGGCAUGGCUUCGAGCUUGCCAGCUGGGCCAGUGGACGAUCUCCUACGCAUUUACACGGAUAUUACCCUCAAAGUCUAA
This is a messenger RNA of Peronospora matthiolae, 1803 nucleotides long. Lineage: Eukaryota; Oomycota; Peronosporomycetes; Peronosporales; Peronosporaceae. The record is from the annotation of a GenBank genome assembly.